Molecule: messenger RNA, 963 nt
Organism: Ananas comosus (pineapple)
Lineage: Eukaryota; Viridiplantae; Streptophyta; Magnoliopsida; Poales; Bromeliaceae
Product: gamma-glutamyl peptidase 5-like
Exons: 4
Cellular component (GO): cytosol
Source: RefSeq, a predicted model, not a curated record
GAGGAGCCGGAGCACGUGCGGAGGGCGCACGGGGGCUACUUCGGCGUCUUCGCGAAGCUCCUUGGCGACCACAACAAUGGCGCCGAAGACGAUGGUGAGGAGGAGGAGGAGGAGGGGGAGGUGUGGGUCGCGUAUAGGGCGGCGCGAGGGGAGCUCCCGCAGGAGGAGGAAGAGGAGGGUUACGAUGGGUUCGUGGUGACGGGGAGCUGCAGCGACGCCCACGGCGACGAUCCCUGGAUCACCGACCUCGUCCGCUUCCUCCAGAAGCUCAUCGCCUGCCGCAAGAAGGUGCUCGGCAUCUGCUUCGGCCACCAGAUUCUAUGCCGGGCCUUAGGUGGGAAGACUGGCCGGGCCGCGAAUGGAUGGGACCUAGGAGUGACCUGCAUCCACCCCUCUCAUUCGACGAUCAAGCGGCUCUCCGUGCUCCACAUCCCCCCUCAUCUUCCGGUCAUUGAGUGCCACCGCGACGAGGUGUGGGAGGUGCCUCCGCAGGCAGAAGUAAUGGCUAGCUCGGAAAAGACCGGCGUCGAGAUGUUUCGAUACGGAGACCACAUUCUGGGCAUCCAGGGGCACCCUGAGUACACUAAGGACAUCCUCUUGCAUCUCCUCGACCGCCUUCUCCAAUGCAAACUUAUUCAGAGUAGUCAUGCAGAAGCAGCAAAGGCAAGCUUAGAAGCGCAAAAGCCCGAUCGCGAGGCGUGGAAGAGGCUCUGCAAGGAAUUCCUCAAGGGGAAGUUGUUCUCGACACAAUAUAUUGUCGAAGAAGCUCAAAUUAGAAGCCGCCUCGGUUGAUUUCCCCAAUUUGUACAUAAACAUUUCAGCGAAGGGUCUGCGGGGUAAAGAAUAAUUUGGUUCAUAAUUGGUUAAUGUAUUUGUUGUUCUGCAGCAAUGGAUUUAGACAAUCCACAAUUUGAGGAUUUUCCUACAAUGAAAAACUUUAGCCUUUAUGGCUCGACUGCGUCA